UUUACAUCAAUUACUCAUGUAUGGUCAGAACAAGCAGAAAUCAGUAACUAUGAGUUAAAAUGUGCUACUUCGUCCCCCAAAACGGACCACCGCAUUACGAAAUUGCAUCGUAUUCUCAACUGCUUGAUCUGAGUUCUACCGAUUUGUUCAGUGUGUUAGCUACUUUUAACUUUUAUGCUGUAGCUUACGUUAAUAUUCUAUAGUAUCACCAUGUCGGUGGCAUUUGCACCUCACAGACAGCGUGGGAAGGGUGAUAUAACACCCGCUGGAAUACAAAAGUUACUUGAUGAAAACAACCAGCUGAUCCAGUGCAUAAUGGAUUUCCAGAGUAAAGGCAAAACGGCUGAGUGUUCACAGUAUCAACAGAUGCUGCACAGAAAUUUAGUGUACUUGGCGACGAUAGCAGACUCCAAUCAGAACAUGCAGUCUCUCCUCCCUGCUCCGCCCACUCAAAAUAUGCCCAUGGGUCCUGGUGGCAUGAACCAAAGUGGCCCCCCUCCUCAGCCUCCUCACGGUCACAACAUGCCCUCUGAGGGUAUGGUCAGCGGCGGCCCUCCAGCCCCACAUAUGCAGAACCAGAUGAAUGGACAGAUGCCUGGACCUAAUCACAUGCCCAUGCAAGGUCCUGGUCCAGGCCCCAACCAGCCCCCGAACAUGCCCAGUGGCUCUAUGAAUAUGCCCCCCAGCAGCCACGGCUCCAUGGGUGGCUACAAUCACGCUGUCCCUUCCUCCCAGGGCAUGCCAUCUCAGAGCCAAAUGAAUAUGACCCAAGGCCAACCCAUGGGAAACUAUGGGCCUCGUCCAAACAUGAACAUGCAGCCCAAUCAAGGUCCAAUGAUGCACCAGCAGCCUCCCUCACAGCAAUAUAACAUGCCUCCUGGUGGUGGUGGACAGCACUACCAAGGACAACAGAACCCAAUGGGCAUGAUUGGCCAAGUCAACCAGGGGAAUCAUGUCAUGGGGCAAAGGCCAAUGCCGCCCUACAGACCCCCACAGCAAGGACCCCCUCAGCAGUAUCCAGGGCAGGAAGACUACUAUGGGGACCAGUACAGUCACGCAGGACAGGGAGCAUCAGAAGGUAAUGCUCAAUAUGGCCAGCAGCAGGAGGCAUACCAGCAAGGCCCACCUCAGCAACAGGGAUAUCCUCCUCAGCAGCAGUACCCAGGUCAACAGGGCUAUCCACCCCAACAACAGGGAUAUGGUCCCUCCCAAAGUGCCCCAGGACAGUAUCCUAACUAUCCUCAAGGGCAGGGACAGCAGUAUGGGGGCUAUCGCCCUCCACAACCCGGUCCCCCACAGGGCCAACAGCAGCGCCCUUAUGGUUAUGACCAGGGGCACAUGAGGAAAUAAAGACCCGGGGAUUUGAACCCCUGACUAGCUCUGUAAGAAGCAAAGGGCCAGUAUGGAAAUUACCAGCAAUGAGAAGUGAUCACAGCAACCAACACAGCUCUGCUCUGAUCUCUAAGCUCUGACCUCUGGUCAGUUACGAAGCAGACUUUAAUGAUGGUUUUAAUCUCUCGGACACAAACACACAAUGCUCAAAAAUACAAGAUACAGUUUCCCCUCUCUUUGGGAUUUUAUCUUUGCUGAUAAGAUGUAGUCAUGUUUAUCAUAUUUGCUGACAUUACGUCAAAGUCAGCGAGUCACCUCUGGUCCAGUAUGUCUCAAAGCAGCAAUGCCUUAAAAAUGGAACUGCCUUAUCCUUUAGCAUUGCAGAUUGUGAAAUGGGCUAACAAAAUUUUGGAUAACACAUGAUGUAAAUGUACAGUUUGAAUCUACGUGGUGCAUUGUUUCUCGAUCCUUCAGCUCCCCGAUCAUCAGAAGCAAUAAUGCCAGCAGUAGGUAAUUGUGUGGGGGACAGGGAAAGAUGAAAUGGUGCACCAAGUGAACUUCCAGCUAGGCCAUGGUACAUGUCUUGAUGUAUGUGAUGAUGUAAAAAUAUAUUUUAUGCUUUUUAGAUCAAGCUAACUUUGUAUAAGACAUUGGAAACUAGUACUAAAGCUGUGUUGUUAAUUUCA
Molecule: messenger RNA, 2018 nt
Organism: Maylandia zebra (zebra mbuna)
Lineage: Eukaryota; Metazoa; Chordata; Actinopteri; Cichliformes; Cichlidae
Gene: ss18
Product: SS18 subunit of BAF chromatin remodeling complex
Biological process (GO): positive regulation of transcription by RNA polymerase II
Cellular component (GO): nucleus
Molecular function (GO): transcription coactivator activity
Source: RefSeq, a predicted model, not a curated record